AUGCUGCAACCUCUAAUGUAUGCGCCAUGGAUGACCGAGGCAGAGCUGGGCUUCUUCGCGGCGCUGGCGUCGCUCAAGAUCAACCACGACAAACUCGACUCAUCCGCCCGCAAAGUGCUCGGCUUGUACGAGUACAACCACAAGGAUAUUCCAGCUCAGAGUACGCGCAUGCAGCUGCAUGGGACAGCAUUGACGAGCGAUGAGCCGCCAAAACAAUAUUACCGAGCCGAAGGCUUGAUCCGCAACUUCAACACGGUCGAGGAGUACAGGUCAGUGAACAAGACCGAACACCUAGAACGAGCUGCUCGUAUGGUCUGGGAUGCGAUAUGCGACGGAACGAUAUACUCCUGUCCCUCGUUACUCUGCUCCUUUUCGAUCAUCUCUUUCGCAGAUCUGAAGAAGUACAAGUUCACCUACCACGCUGCGUACCCGGCCAUACAAUCGGAUCCAGUAUGGAGGCUCGUUGCGCCAUACAAUGACCCCGACGCUGCGGUAAGGAAACUUGAAGAGCAAGAAACCACAAACCUGGUGAACGAGAUAUCGAGUUGGCAAUAUCAACAGGAUUCGAGGCAACGUGGCUUCUUCUUGGCCAAGAGGUUGCGAAGGCAUGUACUGGAAGAAGAAUGGCGGCAACAUAGAGGAGAAAUUGAGGAAGAGACGGUGGAGGAUGGAAAUCUCUGCACAAAGAAAAAGAAGACCGCACGCUCCUCAAGCUUGACUGAACUUGGCUUCCUCUGGUUCAUCGGGCCGCUGGAGAGUUUCGAGAAAGGUUUCUUUGACAACGCUGCGCCAGAAGAUCGAUUCGUUUGCUUUGCAGAUCCCUCGACGUAUGAAUCAAACCCUGGGUGGAUGCUACGGAAUCUGCUGGUAUUGGUCCGACAAAGAUGGAAACUGGACAAGGUCCAAGUUCUUUGCUACCGCGACACUCAUACUCGACGAGACAAACCUACCUCACUCGUCAUGACACUGCAAUCAUCCGAGCCUGUGUGGGACUUCUCACAACAAGACGCAAUUCAACAAAUGACGCAGAUGAGCAGCUCCAGCGCGCUUGCACCGGGUCAAGUAGAUCGGUUUGGAGAGUUGAUCAUUGAAAAGCCGAAGGAGGCCGAUGGCAGAGAGCUACCGUAUCGACCACCACCAGAAAAGGCUCUUAAGAUGGGCAAGAUCACAGGCUGGGAACGCGACACCGAACGAAGGACUCAACAGCGAACAGUGGACCUCGCGGCAUAUCUGGACCCCUCACGACUUGCAGAGCAAGCAGUUGAUCUCAACCUGAAACUCAUAAAAUGGCGGAUAUCCCCUUCUAUCGACCUGGAGACGAUCAAGCAAACGAAGUGCUUGCUGUUGGGAGCCGGUACCUUGGGAUCAUACAUUGCACGAAAUCUUAUGGGCUGGGGCGUUCGAAAGAUUACAUUCGUCGAUAACGGUCGUGUGAGCUACUCAAACCCGGUACGUCAACCCCUCUACCUCUUUCAAGAUUGCACAAAUGGAGGCGCAUGGAAGGCAGAUCGAGCUGCUGCCGCUCUCAGCGAAAUCUUCCCGGGCGUGGAUGCCGAAGGAGUCGUGCUCAAUGUUCCUAUGGCGGGACAUCCAAUUGUUGGAGACGAGACCAGGGUGCAGAAGCAAUUCGAGCAGCUGCAAAGACUCAUAAAGGCGCACGAUGCCAUUUUUUUACUCAUGGACACGAGAGAGGCAAGAUGGCUUCCAACGGUGAUGGCAAAGUCUGCCGGCAAGAUCGUCAUCAACACGGCUCUGGGCUUUGAUACAUAUAUGGUCAUGCGACACGGCGUGCGUCCGCCUUUAGCGCCGUUACCGAAGACGUUGAGGAGAUCAGAAGGCUUGGUCAUGACACAUCCAAAGGAUGAGGAAGAUCCAUUACUAGCGGCUGCCUGGGACCCAAUUGAGAAUGAAGACGGAAAGAGAGGACAACCUGAAGAGCUUGGAUGCUACUUCUGCCAGGACGUUGUCGCGCCUGCGGAUAGCUUGAAGUCAGCUACACUGGAUCAGCAGUGUACUGUCACAAGACCCGGCGCUGCGCCAAUCGCUUCGGCUCUGGCUGUCGAACUUCUCGCCUCAAUCACCCAGCACAAACUGAAAGGCCGAGCACCUGCUGCAGACGCACCAACAGCAACAGCUAUCGCAUCCGCACCACCUACAGACCCCGCAGAACCCGGCUCUCACCCUCUCGGCACCAUCCCUCAUCAAUUGCGGGGAUUCAUGUCCACAUGGCAGACUAUUCAAGUCAAAGGCAAAGCAUAUGACUGCUGCGCGGCUUGUUCGCCGAAGAUUCUGGGUGCUUAUGAAAAAGAUGGGUGGGAGUUCGUCAAGCGCGCGCUGAACGAGAAAGGGUUUGUGGAGGAAGUGAGUGGACUUGCAGAGGUGCAGAGAAAGGCCGAAGAAGCUGCUCAGGCGAUGGAAGGGGACGAGGAAGAGGAUUGGCCCGAUGAUGAGGGGGAGGGAGAGUUGAUAUGA
Lecanosticta acicola is the source of this 2472-nucleotide messenger RNA. Lineage: Eukaryota; Fungi; Ascomycota; Dothideomycetes; Mycosphaerellales; Mycosphaerellaceae. The record is from the annotation of a GenBank genome assembly.